Messenger RNA from Podarcis lilfordi (Lilford's wall lizard), 14671 nucleotides. The record is from the annotation of a GenBank genome assembly. NCBI's taxonomy places the organism in Eukaryota, Metazoa, Chordata, Lepidosauria, Squamata, Lacertidae.
AUGGUUACUUCGGCAUACCCUGUUCCUGAAGGCUUCACUGAAUUAGAGGUGUUUAGUAUUGGCACCGCCCUGCUGGUAGAAGGUAAGCUGGGGUAGCUCCAAAUAAAAAUGGUGUCAGAAAUAGAAGUCAACACAUAUACUUUAACCACCCCUAUUUAUCAUGGAGGGGACGUGGGUGGCGCUGUGGGUUAAACCACAGAAUCUAGGACUUGCCGAUCAGAAGGUCAGCGGUUCAAAUCCCGGCAAUGGGGUGAGCUCCCAUUGUUCGGUCCCUGUUCCUGCCGACCUAGCAGUUCGAAAGCACAUCAAAGUGCAAGUAGAUAAAUAGUUACCGCUCUGGCGGGAAGGUAAACGGUGUUUCUGUGCGCUGCUCUGGUUCACCAGAAGUGGCUUAGUCAUGCUGGCCACAUGACCCGGAAGCUGCCUGCGGACAAACACCGGCUCCCUCGGCCAAUAAAGCGACAUGAGCGCCGCAAGCCCAGAGUCGGUCACGACUGGACCUAAUGGUCAGGGGUCCCUUUACCUUUACCUAUUUAUCAUGAACGGGCCUUUAUUUUCCUUUAUGCUUUGCUUUUGAUCUUGAUAAAUCAGCUUUGUGGAACAUGCCAUGAAUGGCUUUUUAAAAUUGUUAACACGUUGCACAACAGUAUCCUUCAAGUUUCAAGCCCCUCCCCUGGGUCUCUAGAAGAUAGAUAGUGCAAUGGGAGGUGGGCUGCAACUUACUCUAGGACAUGCACUCACAAGGGCACAAUCUUCCAGUGCAUUUUCUUCCCUUCCUCCCAUCACUGAUUGUAAGCAUUGCUGAAUUUAUUUGAGUUGCAGCUGUUCCAUAGUAAUACCAGUGGUGCAAGUCAAUAAUCCCUGCUAUACACUGGAGGAGAGGGAAAAGGUUGCAUGUUCUCAUCAUGCCCUUGCAAAUUUUGGCUCUAGACCUCUUACCUGUCUUGUUGAAGAGGGGGUGGCAUCUGUAAAUAGUAACAUGUAUUAUUUCAUCCCCUUCCAAAUAUGAUAAACCAGGUUUGUUGCAUCUUGCCCCCCCCCCACUUUUUCUGCUGAGUGGGGUCCUGGGCAUCUAUCCCCAAGACCUGUCCCUGAUUACUAAACCCAGGUUCGUUGUUAAACACUUUUAGGAAAAGGUUAUGGCCAGUUUAGAUACCCUUGCAAGAUAUACCAUUGCAGAGUAACUUGAUUCAUUAUAUGUAUCUGGAUACAGCAUAUGAGGAAUAUAAUGGGCAACUGAUGCCCAGGUGGUGAGUCUUAGUGAGAAUACGAAUGUUACAAAAGUGUCUCAGUUUUUCAACUGGGAAAAAUGUUGGAGGGUUUGAAACAAUGAAAAAUGCUUGUGAUGGAAUACUGUUGGGUACAGGGUCAUUGUAGUUACUGUGGUUACAUCUUCUACAGUUCAGAUGAACUGGAGGUGGGAUGGAGACUGGAUGAAAUGCAGAUAUGACCUCCAAAGGAAGGAAGGAAGGAAGGAAGGAAGGAAAAAAGAAAUAAAGCCUGUGUUAAAUAGAACUAAUAAUAAUUACCACUUUCAUAAUAUGGUGCUUCCACUCAGAAUUGAAGGCUUUCAACUCCAGAACCACAGACAAUAGAUCAGGAAAUAGGAGUACAAUAGUAAGUACUAUAUCAGACUGGUAUAGGUGAACAUCAAUUUUGAUUGUACCACCAUAUUUCAUGGUUUCUUCCAUACUUUCCUUGGAAAUAAGACCCAUUGAUUUCAUUGAAAUAUAUGAGUCACGUCAAAUAUGAGGUCCAAAUCCUAAUGUGGGUGCCAUCAAAAGAGAAUCCCACAAUGCAGAAGACCAGACACUUGACAUCUGCUCACCACUUGGUUCACCCAAUGAUUACAGAAUCUCCAUGCCAGGAAUGUGCAUCACUCGUGGAAAUUCUGCAUAAGACAGAGAUGAACCAUAUAGUGGAACCAGAGUUAGAAACUGAGAUAUGAAUGCUAGCUAAGUUGCACCUUAAACCUAGGUUAUGGGUGCAACAAUGGAAUGUCCAGGUGUGCUUUUUUAUAGCAAGAAAACAAAGCUGAAAAUGAAUGAACUUCAGCUAAUAUCUUACGUUCAUUUUUCACAUGGUCUAGUCCUUUCCCUGCCUAGCAGUGGCCAUUUUAAUCUGAAAUCUUAGCCUCAGUACUGUACCCAGAGCUCAGAAACUGCUCGCGUUAAUGCAACUGCCUGUCGCAAAACAUGCCUAGAAUAAUAGAAUACAUUCAAAACACCUAGUACACCUUCAAAAGCUGGUGGGAACUGUAAAUGUAAUAACAUUUAGCAUUUAUUUUUCACUUUAGAAGCUCAAAGCACUUUUUAUUAUAUAUCAUCCUUAAAAUAUUACAUUAUACUUAAUAAUAUACCCUGUAGUGCUAUUCUUUCCAUUGUAGUUGAGAGGCUGAAGCUGCUUAAGACCUCAUAGCUCAGAUUAAAAGGUCUUGCCAUUUCUCAGGUGCUUCGCAUAGUUUAUGAAGACCAGCUAUGGAUGCAAGAAGCAAUCCUGAAACAAAAGAAACCCGGGAACUAAAAUGAUUUUCCAGAAUAGCCUUUGGAACUACUGCUUAAUCCAUUGUCCGCAGGCUUUCAGGUGACAACCUAAAAUCAUUAUGGGCAUGGAGAAAUGAGCAAUUGUAGUCAGGUAAAUUUAUUUUACAGAGUUGUGUGGUACUUUAUUUAUGUAAGCUGGAUGCCAAAGAGGCUUUAUCAAAGUUUUCAUAGCUGAGACAAGGCUGUGCAUCCAUGUGGGUUUUGCAUGUUUCACUGUGCUUUUCUGUGAAACUAUGGAAUCUGCUCAUCAGAGGUAACAGCUCUGCUGUUUAUUUGGUCAUAUAUUUCAUUGUGAAGAAGGUCAUUUCAUACUGAGGUCAUUUCAUGGGGAAAGGCCAUACGUCAGCAAUAGCAUGUCUGCUUUGCGUGCAGAAGGUUAUAGGUUCAGUCCCUAGCAUCUCUGUGUAGGGCUGGGAGUGUCAGCCUCUAAAACCUUGAAGAGCGGCUGUCAGUCAGUGUAGGCAGUCCUGAGAUGGAUGGACUAAUGGUUUGACUCAGCAUAAGACAGCUUCCCAUGUUCCUAGUUUUUGAAAGAGUUUGGUUCGCUCUCUUAAAGUCUCAUUUCAUUUUCUGAGUCGCUCAUUUAACAUGUAAGUGAAUUAAAUGAAAAAGGCAGCUUAGCAUUAUGUAAUUUUUUUUGUAAUUAGUGGUUAUUUACCCACGAUAAAUGUAUUUGUACGGAGGCCCAAGAAAGGCCGUUUAUUAAGAGAAAGAGAUAGCAAGCUAUGGUUACAUAUCAAAUUAUUUAAGAAAAUUAAAGUAAAAGGUAAAGGUAAAGGGACCCCUGACCAUUAGCUAAGACAAUUACCUUACUUCAAAUAGCUGUUCACCACAGUACUUUAUUUGGUUUUCAGACUAAGGCUGCCAUGCCAACCCCACUUACCUGGGAGUAAGCCCCACUGAAUUCAGUAGGACAUUCUUCUGUGAGGUAGAUAGCGAUGGGAGUUGGGCUAGACUCCAUUGUUACUUGAGAUUUACGUUGGAGCUAAAUGCUUGCAUGCAUGGUCAUAUGAAGCCUAAGCUGUACACAAAUGAGAGGAAUACUCGGAUGAAAUAAUGGUCACUCUGAAUCUACAUAAGCAUAAAACCAGGAAUGGAUUAAUUUCUUAUCCAUAUUGCAACAGUAACUGCUGUAAAGACCAACAGCACAUUCCUGUUUUGUUUCCCCCUCUGUGAACUAUAAUUUUCAGAGCUUACUGGUAAUGGCAGGUGACUGCUGUCACUUGCUUGUAUUAUGGGGAUUUUGGAAAAGGCUGCACAGAGAGCUCAUUUCUCAUAAUACAGUGCUACCUCAGGUUAAGAACUUAAUUCGUUCUGGAGGUCCAUACUUAACCUGAAACAGUUCUUAACCUGAGAUACCACUUUAACUAAUGGGGCAUCCUGCUGCCGCUGCUGCGCCACACCACACGAUUUCUGUACUCAUCCUGAAGCAAAGUUCUUAACCCAAGGUAAUAUUUCUGGGUUAGCGGAGUCUGUAACCUGAAGUAUCUAUAACCCAAAGCAUCUGUAACCCGAGGAACCACUGUACUGUACUCAGUCCAUGUCCAUGCACCAACUGGCCCUUUAAGAAGGAAGCUGCUUUAGGCUUUCGGAAGAGUCAGAACAUCUAGCCAAAAAAAAGAGAGAGAGAGAGAGAUUGUCACUUGGAGUUUGCUAGUAGGGGAGGCAGAGCCUAAGCUAGUCUGGCCUUGCUGCUUUAAAGAUGGCAACACCACACACUCUCCCUGAAGGUUUCACUGAAGUUGAAGUCUUUGGUUUGGGCACCCUGAUGAUGGCAGAAGGUAAGCUGGGAUGAAGGGCGGUGUGGUCAGAGAAUUCUUAGAUCAGAUCAGACCUUCUUGCUGUUUCAUUGCUCAAGCAAAACUGUGGUUUGAAGAAGAAGGGGGAAAGAUUAUAUAUAACCACAUAACACUUUCAAUAGAGCAGUAUAGGCUUCAGGGUAAAUCUUGUUUCUAUGGCUACGCCAUUGUUCAUUAUGCCUUUAUGAAACAGGGCAGAGGUUGCUUGCAAGGCAUGUUAUGCAACAAGACUAUUGAGGAGCGAAAGUUAAGUUUGUUGUUUUGAAGGAUUCCAGGAAUAAAGAUCUUUAUUGUUUCUGUUCCGUAUGGACUUAAAAGGUGGUUUUGCAUUUAGGACUGAGGAGUCAUACAGAUGGUUCAUAUCUUACUGUUUAUUCUGAAACUCAUCGCUUUCCAUUUGUGCCCAUCUUUUUUUCACCUAACAAGGUUAUAUAACAGAAUCUUGUAUACUUGAAUGAAGAUGCCCAAAAUAGGCUGAAGGACACAUCAUUCAGCAGCACUGGAUUUUAAGCAUGUCUUACUCACAAAAGAAAAACCUGUCUCAAAAGUCCAGCUAAAUGGAUUUUGCCUCUAUUUCUUCUUCAUCACAUAACUUGUAGGAAUUUCAACAGACUGUGCAAAUGCAUUUGCAUUAGUAAUAAAUUAGCUGGGUGUCUCAGUUUCACAGACAGUUGUGCUAGUGAUAAAUUAGCAAACAGCCUAGUUGAGAAUUCUGAUCCUUUUUGUUAUUUAUAGUUUCGUUUUUAUACUUCAGCUGAAACCUGUUAAGUUUUGUACCAUUUCCCCCCCUUUUACUGUGCUUUUUAAUGUUGUUACUAAAAACACAGAUAAUUGCCUGCUGACUUUUAAAAUGAUAUAAAAGAAGGCAAUCUGGUAAAAAUUAAACACACUUUUAGUUCCCAAGGAAUGAAAAAUUCAAAGAAUUAAAAAAUGCAUCUGUCCUACUGAAAUCAGCCACUUUGUAGCUGAAGAAUACUCCAUGUGUGAUGACUCUAUGCAUAUGAAAUUUGAUGGUGGCAUAUAUCACUGUCAAGCGAAAAAAAUGCUUUCAUUCCUGCUGAUGUAUUUUGGUCCUAUUCUAAUGGUCAAAAAGAACUGUUCAAUUCUUUGACUGGGGAAAAUAUUUGACCUCCAAUCCAGGAGUGAGUUGUGUGGAUGACAGACACAUUUACAAUACAAAUCUGUAAAUUUGCAGCCAGCUGUAAGCCCCUUUGAGUUUGAAGGGACUUACUGCCAGGUAGGUGUAUUUAAGGUUGCAGCCACAGUCUUAGUAAAAAGUAUGUUGAUGGUGGGUUUUCAAGGGAUUAUCUCCGCAGGAAAAAGAACAAUGUAAGUUGGAUGUCCGCCGCUGAAGUUUUGUAAUAAAUGCAGGGCAUGAUCCAGUUCCACUGAUAUCCAUGGCACAAAACUAAGCACGUGCAUUUAAAUCAAUGGGAAUUAAAAUUACUUAACUCUGGCUACAUCAUGUCUUAAGAUGGAAUUCAAUGUUGCUCUACAGGCAAGCAUUUCUGCUGGCCAGAUGGAACGAUUUCCCCUAUCCCCCCCCCCCCAAUGCUGUUCUGGGUGUUCUCUGGACUCCUCAGAGCUGAUUUGGGGGGGCAGAUUUGGGGAAGCAUGGGAAGAGAGGGGGGGAAGCCCUGUUGCGCUAACAGGACCCAUGGCACUGGCUCUCAUUAGCUUUAUUUAGUUGAAUCUGGCCCCUUGAUUUAACUACCCAGCAGUGUAAUGGAUGUCACAUAAAGUAGAAGGAAUUGUUCAAAUUCCGAUACUAUGCACACUUAAUUGGACACAGUGGGCCUCAGUUCUGAGCAAAUAUAUAUAGCAGGGGGUUGGACUAAAUGACCCUCAUGGUCCCUUCCAGAUCUACAAUUCUAUGAUCCCCAACUAGCUCGGUAUUAUCUACAAUGAAUGAUUGACAGUGGCUCUUCCGGAUUUCAGGCAGGGGUCUCUCCUAGGCUUUCCUGGAGAUGCUGAGGCGUGAAGAUUUAUUCUUCUGCAUGCAAAGCAGAGCUGUGGCUUUCUCCCAAUAAUAUAAAGGACCAAGGUCAUUUUAGUUCACAGGCAGAGCAGUCCUAACUGGGGCCGUGGGAGAGUUACAAUUGCUGCCCCAGUAAACCAUGAUAAGUGCCUCUACUAAUCCUGCACACUUGUGCUUUGGAAAUUUGAGGAUACUGGGAAUUAUUGCAGGGCAACUCAGGAAGACUUCCAGAUGGUUUUAGCAAUCUGCAGAUAGCUUUCAUGGGAGAUUUGAUUUUUCUGAAGCUUCAGUUAUACCACCUUGCUCGAAGGCACACUUAGGAUUGCUCCUGAGGCUGAGGGAGCUCCUAGCGAUGUCAAACUCAAGAUGGCAUGCUUAGUCACCUGACUGGCAGUACUAGUGGUAUUAACAUCUCACCAUCUUACAGACAAGAGCAUGUCUGAUCCUUUUACCCACACAUACUUUCCUACUGAGGGCCAUCCAUCAAUAUGCUGAGAAUCAACCAAUUUUGUUUCAGCUGUUCCACUGAAUAAUUUGUCAUCCUUUCUCUCUUCCACCUCCUUUUAACCAACUAUCCAAGUCUUUUGUCAUACCAAAUUUAGCUUUCCAUAAACCUGAGUUGUUUAUCAUCUAUAUAAUCUAUUCUAUAUAUUCUAUAUAUCUUUAUAAUCUGCAUAAUAUAAUUCCUUAUUUAUUUGUCAUGAUUGUUUGCUGUACAUGUUUAGAUUUUUAUUAAAAAUGCAAAGUAUUAAAAUAAUAGACUGGGAUCUAUUGUAACCCACAUUGGUCUCUUGGAAAAUGAAUUUAAUUUGUUCCCCUUUUUAAUAAAUUGUGUGCUAGAGAUACACAGACUGAUGCUGUCUGGGGCUAGUGUGAAUUUUAGUCUAAAACUUCUGAACAGCACCAGGUUGGAAAAGGCUGCAUCUCUUAACUGGGUUACUAACAGUUGGUUGUUGUUUGGUGAGGAACAAAUGCCAAUAAAGAAAACACCAUGCUAUUUUUAUAAUUAAAAAAUGCAAGUAAAAGCAAAGAACCAAAUGAAACUGAAAAUGUGUUUUGCCACAAUUAUUGUGCUUAAAUUUGAAAACAGCCCUGGGUGAUUAAGCACAGUUUGCACUGGAACCAUGAUGAGGGAGUGAAGUUAACCCUUUCCCCCUUCUAUCCAAUUGUUUUGUUCUUUCUUUUGACCAGUUAUCCUAGUUGGGUGUGUGCAUGCAAAACUCUCUUGUACUAGCUAGAAGAAUAGCAUUGGACAACACCCCCUAUUUUUAUGCAAAUCAAAAGGCCCCAUGCUUCAGUCUGAUUCCUUAUUCUUCUCUCUGGCUGUAGUUAAUUGUCAUAACUAGUCCAAGCCAACUCUGAUCGUUAUAAAUAGAUACAGGGAUACAAAAGUAACUAUGUGAGUAAGAAAAGUUGGGGCAUUGUUGAAUGCUUGAUGGUAUGGCUGGUGUAGUUUGUUCUGGUCCAUCUGAGUCCAAGCAUGAGCGAAAGUUAUAAAACAACCCUUUUAAACCUGUGCUUGUUUUCAGCGCUGCUUGGAUUCUCUCUGAAUUUGCUGACCAUCAUCUCUUUCUGGAAAAUCAAAGCACUUCGAACGCCUGGCAACUUUCUGGUUUUCAACCUUGCACUGUCCGACUGUGGAAUCUGCACCAAUGCAUUCAUUGCAGCUUUCUCUAGUUUCUUAAGGUAGAUUUUAUUUAUUCAUUUAUUCAAUAAUAUAACGUGCCUUUCCACUAAGAAAAAAAAGUAAUUGAUGUGUUUUAUCCGUCCUUUUAAGCCACUGAUAAACUAAUGUAUUUCAGAUGUGUGAUACUCACGCAUGCUGCUUUGAAAAUAAAUUAGGGUGCUACAAUGUCUGGACAUACAAAAUUCAAAAUUCUGUAUAGUAGAAGCUCCCAGUCUUCUUAAACUGACAAUUCCUAUACUUGGGGUUAGCUCCUGGUAAGAAGUGUCAAUGUGCAGUGAGUCAGGAGGGAAUGGAGCAAUGCAUCCAGAUUCCAUACAGUUUGCACAGCAGAUACAUCUUAUUGCAUGGACAGGCAGAGUCCCCCCAACCCAGGCGACCCCCGAGUGGAAUAAUGACAAGACAACGUGCUAUGGGAUUAAAAUUGGCCACAACUUUAUUAAGUUUCAGAUGUAGGGAGACCUUGGCUCAGGCAUUGGAUGUUUAUCCUUCCCUGUCCCCAGCCGGGGAUCUGGGAGACAUCAGGGUUACCCAGAAUAUGUGGGAAUUGGGCUGGCUCUGGAGAACAUAUGUUCAAGCAGAGAGCCUGCCCCCCAUUUUGCCGCCGUCACAGAGGAGAGCAAUGACAACCUCUCAGCAUAUGGCCUAUGCCUCCCCUCAAGACCCCUUUAACGGGGAACCCUGGGAUCACUACCGCAAGGGGGGGUGGAUCACUGCUUCACGCCCCCUCCCCCCAUUUAGGAAGAUAGACUAAAGGAUUCCGCCCAAGGCCUGAAACCGUCAAAGUUGUGACGUUUUGCUACAGGGAAGGCAAAACCUGCCAAUGCAGGAAAAUUCCUUUCUGGCCCUUCAACAGUGACUAUGACGCAGCAGUGCCCGCGUACCUGUGGAGAAGAGGUUAGCCUGCAAAAAAAAAAAGGCUUAACUGAGGGGGGCAGAGUGGGAGAAGCUCUGGAGCCAACUGACCCUUCGCAGGUAAGAUUCACCUUCCAUUGUGUGGGCACGGCGGUCACUCCCCCUACCUGGCCGAUCCCCUGGCAACGCCUCCCCAGGCGGGAUUGGGCGAUUGGCUGAGGUAGGCGGAGACCUCCAGGUUUCCAGCCUGGGGUGGGCGAAGCCAGCCGUGCUACCAGGAGCCACACUGGGAUCCAGGGGGCUGCACGCAACCACGCAAAAGGCGCCCCCCAUUUGAUGUGGGGAGCGGUCAUUGCUUAAAUCUGCAAGCUCACACAGUCUCUAUGAGGCAUUCCACAUCCCCUUAGCUGUAUCAUCUUUCCUGAUGUGAAGGAGCUGGUCAUCUUCCACAAACAGGCAGAUCGCUGCCUUUGCUUGCCUCUUCUCUUUGGCCUAGUUUUUCAGGGUUGUCAGUAGGUCUGUCUGUACUCAGCAUUUUCCACAGGUGAGUUUCCAGUAGGAUUUCUAGUUUGGAUUUCCAUAGUGGGUUGUUCCUAUUGCUCAGCUUUUCAGUACCCGGUUUCAAGCCUGAACUGCUUCCCAUUUUCCCCUCAGAUGCUUUGUUCUGCUUCAGGUUUACUUUCCUUUUUUCUCAGAGCCAGGCUCGCUUGGGAAUUAUAGGGACAGACCUACCUAAAUCAUAUAGAAAUUUAUUUAUUCAUGCUACUACAGCAGCAAGAAUCCUACUUGCCCCAAAGUGGAAAGAAGCAGAAGUCCCAGUAAAGGAAGAAUGGCUACAGAAACUCAUAGAAUAUGCAGAAAUGGCAAAACUUACUUGAAGAAUAAGAAAUCAAGAUAACAAACUUUUUAUAAAAUAAUGGAAAUGGUUUAUUGAUUCUUUUUCAGAUAAAUUGUAAACAGAUAAAAACAUUAGCAGGAUUAUUGUAAUAACCCACAGUUUCACAAGAGUAUAUAUUUACAGUAUAUAUAUAUAUAUACUGUAUAUAUAGUAUACAGUAUACAGCAUAUAGUAUAUAUUUAAAUGAGCAAGUGAAAUGAAUUUGGAUAUGCAGAAGAUAUUAAAAAUAAAUAAAUUUAAGGAACCGCAAAAAGAGGGGGAAGGAAGUCCAAUUUUGAAAUGAAAUUGAUUGUAAAUGAAAUGUAUAAACUUGAAAGGUAUAAAUAAAAACUUUAAAAAAAAAAAUAACCACACUUGCUUGUGACAGCAAUAGUGUUUCUGGGCCCAUAACCAGUUAGCAGAGUGACUGGAUUAAAGAGAAAAAGAAAUGGAUAAUACUUUACUUAGGGUAAAGUGAACAAGAGCAGGGUAUAACCUGAGGAGAAAUAUACAGAGAGGUUUUUCUUUUCUUCAGCCAGACCUGCACAGAGGAGAAGCUCCUUCAGAGCCGCUUUUCCAUGCAAACACCACUAACUGUCAAAUCUCAAAUGUCUUCCACGCUUGCAAUUCUUUCCCAGCUGACUGGAACCUCCAGCCACUCAGAGUCUGCUGUGAGCCAAAACAGAAACAGAAUUAACCCCUUAAUUCACACACUGAAUGUUCCCUGCCGUUGUACUUCCAACAACACAAACAUAAAAGAUACAGCAUGAGCGGACCCACAUAACUCUGGUGAUGCCCACUUUGCCUUCCUAUCGGGGCUGGCAAGAUGAGGAAACUGCCUCAGGUGGCAAGAUCCACAAGGGCAGCAGAUUCAGCCUCCAAGGAAUGCAUUGCCCACUGUUGCUGCCUCUGCACUCCCCCCUUGUUCCCAAAGUAAAUCUUUAUUUCCCCCUUGUUCCUGACAUAGGUUCUUCCCUGGUGGGUGGGUGGAGCCAUUUUGUGGUUCACCUCAGGUGGCAAAAUGUCUUGGUCAGCCCUGCUUCCUAACCAGGUAGGGCGUGAGAUCAGUGUCCUGAUCACUCCACCUAUGGCAGGUUCCAAUGUUUUCAUUUAUCUCUUUUCAGAUACUGGCCCUAUGGCUCUGAUGGUUGCCAGAUUCAUGGGUUUCAAGGAUUUUUGACAGCACUGACUAGCAUUAGCUCUGCAGCUUCCAUUGCCUGGGACCGAUAUCAUCAAUACUGCACUAGUAAGUACUAGCCUGGUAUUUGUAUAGAUCUAGAUCAGGCAUCCCCAAACUCAGCCCUCCAGGUGUUUUGGGACUACAACUCCCAUCAUCCCUAGGUAACAGGGCCAGCGGUCCGGGAUGAUGGGAAUUGUAGUCCGAAAACAUCUGGAGGGCCGAGUUUGGGGAUGCCUGAUCUAGAUCAUUAGUUCAUUGUAAAUUACACCCACCCUGGUUUACAAGAAGGAGCGCUGAUGUAAAAGUAUUACAAACUGGUAUGGACACAUGACAAAUAAAAUAUUUAAGAAUUUUAAAAGAGGUUUGCUGGUCCGUGGUAGAAAGCGGAAUGAAGUUUUGCCACUUUAGCACAAAGACCUUCCCCCUGUGCAACAGGACUUUCUACCCAUCUUCCAUCCUUGCAUGCCCCCCUCGUGCCCUUCCUGAAAUCUCCUCCAGAGAAUAGGGUGAACCCAGAACAGUCUGGGGACAUGCAGGGGCAAGGGCACAUGGGGAGAGGAGAGACAGGGGAAGUCCUGUUGCACAGGGAAAAGUUCUUGCACUAACCAGAUGACUUUAUUUGAUACAAACCUUCAUCUUUACCUAUCAGUUUAAAUCAUAUGUGCUUUUAAAAAGCACCAGACAUUGUUUGCAGUAGCUCUGAAAGGGUGUUAACAUAAUCUUCAAUGAAAUAUUUUGGAAAAUAACAAGAACUAUGGAUGUGAUGGUGCUGCCUUGGGGUAGUGGGGGAGGGGGGAAAUGUCCGCAUGUCUGGAUUCUGGUAGAUGCACCAGAUAUAUUGCAAUUUUCCAAGGUAGAGGAGAUGCUUUUCUGGCAUGGAGAGCAGGAAACAUGAGGAACAUCUGCUUCCUCUUCAUUCUGCCACAUUACAAGUCCAAAGCAUGACAGUAGAACAGUAAAUUCUUGGGCAUGACAGUAAAUUGCCUGUAGAACAGGGCUCAUGAUGCAAUACUAUUGUUAUGAGGCAUUGUAAUCGUACACCAGUAGGGAAGACAGUGUUAUCUCUACCUUAAAUUGGAUUUGAUUGUCCAUGAACAAUUUAAAGUCAGAAUUUUAAAAAUUAUCUUGUCCUAAGUAUCCAUCUUGAGUCAAUCUAAAGCACCCUUCAUUGGAGUGUAGAAAAACAGAUAUUAGAUUUUUUAGAUCUAUCCAAAAUAAGAUGCACUUCAUGAAGGUUGGCUUUUUCUUUCACCAUCCAUUGUCUUAAAGAAGAAACACUCCCUGUUUCAACAUAAGUUAGUCACUCCUUUCUCUAACCACGGCCUACUCUCUCAAUAGAAAUCCCUCGUCAAUUGACUCAGACUUGCUGCUUUUAUUUCCAUUCCAAGUUUAUGAAUCUGAUUUCUUCUCAUUUACAGGAAGUAAGCUACAGUGGGGCUCAGUGAUUUCCAUGGUGAUAUUUCUAUGGCUUUUUGCUGGCUUUUGGGCUGUGAUGCCUCUUCUAGGAUGGGGUGAAUAUGACUACGAGCCUCUAAGAACAUGUUGCACAUUGGACUAUAGCAAAGGAGACAGGUGUGUUCCGUCUAGGCAUUUCUGUGUGGCUUUAAAAUAAAAAUAGGCGCAACUGGUAAAAAUGAAUUUUACAGACAAACAUAUACAUGGCAGGGGCAAAAGGUUGCCUGGCAGAAUAUUGCUCUUGUGCUGCUAAAACGCAGCCAUCCUUUGACAUUCUGAAUGGUGCAAUGGAGUUCUGCAGCCAUGUGACAUGUACAAAAAUGCACAUACUGCGGUAAAAUAUGCAUAAAACGUUGGUGACAAUCACUUGCAAAAAUGCAUUAGGGGAAAUUGCUUUGCAAAAAAAAUUGUAUAUGAGGCAAAACUGAAAUAAACAACGUGCAUAUUCAAAGGAUUUUGCAUUGAAAUGCUGGUGGAUUUUCGUGAGGUUGUUUUUUUAAAAAGUUUGCAAGCUAAUGUGGAGAAGUGAACUUAAGGCUAGAAAAAUGAGAAAGUGAGAGAAAGUGAAAUUGAUGGAUUUUUCCAUCUCUGGGCCUCACCUGCCCCACCUCCACUAAUCUUAUUGUGCCUCCUAAGAAAUCAGGCAGCCCACCAGAGAGAGUUGUCCUACAGAACUAUUAUUAUGUUUAACACAGAGAGCUGCCCCUUAAGAUGUUUUGCUAAACCUAAUUGAAUAUAUGAUUUCUCUCCUAAGUGGUUUUUAAUAUCAAUUAUAUAACAUUGCAAACAGAAUGACAGAUCUCUGUCCUUUCCUCUCUCCCCUCCCCCCUCCAGGAAUUAUAUUUCCUAUCUUAUUCCUCUGGCCCUUUUCAAUUUCUUGAUUCCGGUGUUCAUCAUGCUAACAGCCUAUCAAUCGGUAGAUCACAAAUUCAAGAAAACAGGACAGUUCAAGGUAAGAAAAUACCCCAGCAUAUAAAGGGUUGUACACAGCUUCCUUUCCCACUCUAGGAACCAUCUCCUAUAGCUUGGUUAUACAGUCUGAUAAGCAAAAGAAGCAGUCUUUCAACUUCCUCAUGGUUGCCAUUUAAAGGGGGGUGGAAUCUGUUUGUGGCAAAGUGCUGGAAACAUUUAUUUUGUCUCAAAAUCAUGUGCUCCUGUUGUACCAAAAGGGCUUUUGUUGGCUGUAUCAGUCUUAACUUAUUAUAUGGGUUUUAUUUACGCAAUGCCACGUUCUCUGUUCUUGUUUUUUUCCAGUUUAAUACUGGUUUGCCAGUGAAAUCUUUGGUCAUCUGCUGGGGUCCCUACUCGCUUUUAUGUUUCUAUGCCGCAGUUGAAAAUGUGACUUUCAUCUCCCCCAAAAUUCGAAUGGUAUGUAAAAAUAGCCCGAGAGCACAAAGAUCUUUCGUGCAAUGCAGACAAUUCUAAGCACUUGGUAUCAAUGGGAGAGUACAAGAAAGAACACCCAGAAGCCUGAGGCAAGGAGAUUGGAGCAUGCAGCUCAAUGGCAGAGCUUAUUCCUUGCAUGCAGAAUGUCCCAGGGUCAAUCCCUCGUGUCCCCAGAUAUGGCUAGACAUUUCCCCUGUCUGAAAUCCUGUAGAACUGCUGGCAGUACUAAGCUAGAUGGAUCAAUGGUCUGCCACGGUAUAAGGCAGCUUCUUAGGUUCUCAUCCAUCCCUUUCUUCUCCAUCCACCCCCUCUGCUGUCUUCCCCAAACACAAUCCAUUUUAGACUGUAAAAUCCUUGAGAACAGGCCACUAACCCUUUUGCCUAACUCUGCAAAGCACCUUAUAAAUGGAUGGCAGUGGGGAAAUAAACAUCAUCGCCCCCUGCCUGGCCACUGAGUCCAGGCAAAGAGGAGCACACCUGAGAUCGUGGCAAAUGCACCACAACCCAGAAGAAAUGUGCGGUCCUUUGCUCCACUGGUAGAGCCAAGAACAGUUGUGCAGACCCAAGAUUUAAGGAGCCCAAAUGGAAGUGGCAGAACGUAGGAAUAGAGAGAGAGAGUGGAAGAAUGGGGGAGGUUGUUCCAUCAGUCCCAGCUCAUUGAAAAACAUGGCCGCUGUUAAAAAUUAGUUGCUGAUCAUUUCAUUAUGAAAUUCUGUGUAAACACGAACCCAUCCUUAUCUAACCUCCUUAAAUGCUCUGCUUCCGAACAGAUCCCUGCUGUUAUUGCCAAAAUCUCGCCAGCCGUGAAUGCUUUGGUCUAUGCUCUGGGGAACGAGAACUACAGAGGGGGGAUAUGGCAGUUCCUCACAGGACAGAAGAUUGAGAAGGCUGAAACUGAUAACAAAACGAAGUAA